This is a messenger RNA of Phyllostomus hastatus (greater spear-nosed bat), 4119 nucleotides long. Its product is annotated as zinc finger protein 555-like. The transcript has 4 exons. The coding region runs from base 2239 to 3924 and encodes 561 amino acids. Gene Ontology annotation, biological process: regulation of transcription by RNA polymerase II. Gene Ontology annotation, molecular function: RNA polymerase II transcription regulatory region sequence-specific DNA binding; DNA-binding transcription factor activity, RNA polymerase II-specific. The record is from RefSeq and is a predicted model, not a curated record. Lineage: Eukaryota; Metazoa; Chordata; Mammalia; Chiroptera; Phyllostomidae. Gene Ontology annotation, cellular component: nucleus.
CCUUUGUUUUUGUUUGUUUGUUUUCUCCUGUCACGUAGCUGGCAGGGCCAGAAGCAGCCCAUCUAUGCAGGGAGCCAGCCCUCCUGGAGUCGGAUCUGUCAUUUUUACCUCUGUCAACUUGACCCUCCCACCAGACAGCAGCUCAGCCACCCUUUCAAACCACGGACAGCUCCAUAGCCACCCAGCACCAGAGUCCCAUCCCCUUCCUCUUCAUCCUUCUUCUUUCCAUCCCAGUGUUUUUGCCGUGUUUCGAUGGGUCACGCACGGUGUUCCAGCAAACCUACUUCUGAUGUCUCAAAGACCGCUCCCAGGCCCUGCUAUCAGGACUCUCAUGACUCAGCAUAUAGUUGCGUUCUUAACUAUGAUUUGUUACAACAAAAGGACACAGGUAAAUCAUCAAUAGGAAAAGGCACAUGGGGAGAAAGCUGCAGGAAACCAGGGGCACGCUGUUGAGUCCUUUCCUAGUGGAGUCAGACAGAGUGCACGCAGCAAGGAGUUGUAACAACAUGUGAAAUGUUGUCUACCAGGGAGGCUUGUUAGACCCAGUGCCCAGGGUUUUUACUGAGAGCUGGCAUCAGGAAAGUAGGUGUUCGGCAUCAGUGCUGUCAUCUGCACAGUCAGUUUAGACACUGUGAGGAAUAUCAAUUCCAGUGGUGUGCUACCUCUCAGGUCCAAGGUCCCAGACACUGGUCAUGGCAAGCUGUGCUUCAGUCAUUUCUAAAGAUAAAAAGUUCAGGCCUGAGGUGUCAAUUCUUCUUCUGCACAAUGGGUGAGGGAGCUUUAUGGGAAGAAAUAUGGCAGAUAACUACCCUACAUCAAUUCAGCCAACUUUGGGCCCUUCUGUCAUUCCCCAUACCAACAGCAAGAAUAGUCCUACUUCGCUAUUAUACUGUUGAAUGGUAAGUUCUGGCAGCAGAGUUGACUGAGGGUAUUUUCUCUGUCCCCUGCUCAUGGAUGUCAGUGAGUUGAUAUUCUUUAAAAAAAAAAAACUGGGGCCUAACGGAAGCAUGCAGCUCGGUGGUUCGUGUGCAUAGGGGUUGGUCUUACAUGCUCAUGGGCCUGGUGGAGGCAGGGAUAGGGAAUGAGAGACACUGACAGUGCAGCCUCCUGGAUUGUUUGUGGGGAAUCAACCUUCUCCUGGAAUUUGAGAUGAGGAAGUGUUUCCUUUGUGGGAAGGCACUGGUGAAUCUUUUACGUGUUUUUUUAAAAUCAAGGGCAGAUUUACCAUUGGAUGAUUUUUACUUCAGUUAACUCCAUGGCAAAAAGGCACUCUUAACCUUGUCCUCAAGGUCAGCAAGAAUACGUGUAUGAGAAAUCCAAAAAGACAUACGCACCUCUAUGUUCAUUGCAGCAUUGCUUACGAUAGCCAAGAUAAGGAAGCAAUGUAAGUGUCCACUGAUAGAUGAGUGGAUAAAGAUGUUACCUACACGUAUAUACAAUUGAAUGUGACUCAACCAUAAAAAAGAGUGAAAUCUUACCAUUUGUGACGACAUGGGUGGAACUAAAGGGUAUUAUGCUAAGUGAAAUAAGUCAGACACAGAAAGACAAACCCCGUAUGAUCUCAUGUAUAUGUGGAGUAUAAAAAAUGAAGCAAAUGAACAAACAAAACAAACAGACUCAUAGACACAGAGAACAAACUGAUAGUUGCCAGAUGGGAAGGGAGUUGGGGCGCCUGGGCAAAAAUGGGAAGAGAUGAAGAAGUACAGAUUGGCAGUUACCAGAUGGUCAUGGGAUGUAAAGUACAGCACAGGGAGUACAGCAAUACUAUUGGAAUAACUGUGUGUGCUGCCAGGUGGGUACUCAUCAGGGUGGUCACUCCACAAGUUAUAUAAAUUUCUAGUUACUGUGUUGUACAUCUCAAGCUAAUAUUGUGUCAGCUAUAAUUGAAAAAUAAAAUUAUUUUUAAAACUUUAAAAGAUUUUAUUUAUUUUUAGAGAAAGGGGAAGGGAGGGAGAAAGAGAUGGAGAGAAACAUCGAAUGUGAGAGAGAAACGUCGAUUAAUUGUCCCUCGUGUGUGUGUGGAACCAAACCUGCAGCCUGACUGGGAAUCAAACUGGUGACCUUUUGAUUUACAGGUCGAUGCCCAACCAACUGAGCCACACUGGUCAGGGCUAAAAAAGAAACUUAUAAAAACCACUCAUCCAGAACCCAGUGGUCUUUGCGGAUGUGGCUGUGGACUUCACCCUGGAAGAGUGGGCUCUGCUGGAUGCUGCUCAGAGGGAGCUCUACAGAGAUGUGAUGCUGGAGACCCUCAGAAACCUGGCCUCAGUGGAUGACAAGACUCAAUUUAAGGCCAAUAGGUCAGUUUUUCAGCAGGAUAUUGAUGGGAAUAAAAUAUCCAAGGAAGAUAAAAUAGCAAAGUUUGCCAGAAAUUCUUGGGUCUCCGUCUUAGGAAAAAUUUGGGAAGAGCUUAAUGUUGAAGAUCCACACACAAACCAGGGGAGAUAUCCGAGAGGCCGUGUGGUGGAGAGACUCUGUGAGAGUCAUGAUCAGUGUGGGGAAGGCUUAAGUGAGAUUUCCGACCUUAACCUGUAUCAGAAAACUCGUCCUGAAGUAGGACCGUAUGAGUGCAGCGCACACGCAGAAGUCUUCAGGCACCAUGCAUCCCUCGGGAGGCACGUUGCCAUUCACACUGGACACAAACCAUAUCAAUGUGAGGAGUGUGGGCGGGCCUACAGUUACUGUUCACACCUCAGAGCACACGUGAGAACCCACAAAGGGGAGAGGCCCUACGUGUGUGAGUUAUGUGGGAAGGCCUUUCCUCGUACUUCUUCCCUCAAUCGGCAUGUAAGGAUCCAUACCGCAGAGAAAACCUGUGAGUGCCAGCAGUGUGGGAAAGCCUUCAUCGACGUUUCCAGUCUCACUAGCCACGUGAGAACGCACACUGGGGAGAAGCCCUAUAAAUGUAAGGAGUGUGGGAAAGCCUUCAGCUAUUCCUCAACUUUUCGAAGACACAUGAUAACGCACACAGGAGAGAAGCCCUAUAAGUGUGAGGAGUGUGGGGAAGUCUUUGGCUAUUCCUCAACUUUUCGAAGACACAUGAUAUCACACACUGGGGAGACACCACAUAAGUGUAAAGAAUGUGGAGAGGCCUUCAGUUACUUCUCAGCUUUUCGAAGGCACAUGAUAAUGCACACGGGAGAGAAGCCCUAUGACUGUAAACAGUGUGGGAAAACCUUCAUCUAUCUCCAGUCCUUUAGAAGACAUGAACGGAUUCACACAGGAGAGAAACCCUAUGAGUGCAAACAGUGUGGGAAAGCCUUUAUUUACCCCCAGUCAUUCCGCAGACACGAACGGACUCACGGUGGAGAGAAACCCUAUGCAUGUAACCAGUGUGGGAAAGCGUUCAACCAUCCCUCAUCCUUCCGAGGGCACAUGAGAGUGCACACCGGAGAGAAGCCUUACGAAUGCACUCAGUGUGCAAAAACGUUCAACUGGCCCAUCUCCUUACGAAAACAUAUGAGAACGCACACUAAAGAGAAGCCGUAUGAGUGUAAACAAUGUGGAAAAGCCUUCAACUUGCCUGCUUGCUUUCGAGAACAUGUGAGAAUGCAUCCUGGAGACAAAUCGUAUGAAUGCAAACUGUGCGGCAAAGCUUUCUAUUGCCACAUUUCCUUACAAAAACACAUGAGGAGGCACACUGCCGAGAAACUCCACAAAUGCAAGCAAUGUGGGAAGGCUUUCAGCUGGCCCGAACUUCUGCAGCAGCAUGUGAGAACGCACACUGCAGAGAAACCUUAUGAGUGUAAGGAAUGCGGGAAAGUCUUCAAGUGGCCAUCCUCUUUACCGAUACAUAUGAGAAUGCACACGGGAGAGAAACCUUAUGAGUGUAAGCAAUGCGGGAAAGCCUUUAGCUGCUCCUCAUCCUUCAGAAGACACCUGAGAACACACGCUGCAGAAACACACUGCACGUUUGAUGUUUGAUGCGGGAAGUCCUCCUGCAAAGGAGUCCGUGCGCGACGCUGCAGGAGGUUCGCACCAGGAGAGAGAUCUUAUGAAAGUCGUACAUGUGGUUUUGCCUUUGCAAGUACCCCAUCAUUAAAUUGCACCCAUAGGGCGUGUAUUUUCGGUUCUUUUGCAAAUAAACAUUUACGUGAAAAAAAUAACUCUGAAAGUACU